Messenger RNA from Hibiscus syriacus, 450 nucleotides. RefSeq lists its product as uncharacterized. The transcript has a single exon. NCBI's taxonomy places the organism in Eukaryota, Viridiplantae, Streptophyta, Magnoliopsida, Malvales, Malvaceae. The coding region runs from base 1 to 450 and encodes 149 amino acids. The record is from RefSeq and is a predicted model, not a curated record.
AUGGGUAUUAUUAGAAGUAAAGCUGUUGAUGUGUCUUCUUUCUUUCUCUUCGAGGCUACCGGCGAUUCGGAAUCCGGUGGUAGUUUCGAUGCCGCCAUGGCGGAUAUCAACGGUGAAGACGAUGACGAUGAUGCAGAGUCGUGUAGCUGUGAAACUGUUCUUCCUGGUGUUAUAGAGAUUGAUAGCUUAAAAAACAAAUUUGCUAAUAUUGGUGGUGAUGAUGUUUAUGUUGGUGUUGAUUUUGAUGAUGACGACGAAGACGACGACGGAGUGGUGGAGCAAAGGGAGGUUCAACUGUAUAAGAAAUGUUGCAGGAAUGAUCAACGUGUUGGGGUUUGUGUGGCGAAAGAAAAGAAACCCUCGACGGAUGUUUCCGUCGAGAACUCGAACGAAACCAUGAAUGAGACGGAAAAGAACAGGUUGUUCUGGGAAGCGUGUUUGGCCUCUUAG